Molecule: messenger RNA, 1056 nt
Organism: Fonsecaea erecta
Lineage: Eukaryota; Fungi; Ascomycota; Eurotiomycetes; Chaetothyriales; Herpotrichiellaceae
Exons: 1
Coding region: 1-1056 (351 amino acids)
Biological process (GO): basic amino acid transmembrane export from vacuole
Cellular component (GO): fungal-type vacuole membrane
Source: RefSeq, a predicted model, not a curated record
AUGUUCCCGCCGCAACAGGGCAUCACGCUCGACAUCGAAGCUCUCUCCGGCAUCUGCGGCUCCAUCUCCAUCGCCUGCUGGGUCGUGGUCUUCUCGCCCCAGAUCAUCGAGAACUUCCGGCGCGGGUCGGCCGAGGGCCUGUCGAUCGUCUUCAUCGUGGUGUGGCUGGCCGGCGAUGUCUUCAACAUCCUCGGUGCCGUGCUGCAGGGCGUGCUGCCCACCAUGAUCAUCCUGGCCAUCUACUACACCCUGGCCGACAUCGUGCUGCUGGGCCAGUGCUUCUACUACCGCGGCUUCACCUUGACCGACUACGUGAAGCCCGCGCAUCUGCAGAACGGCGACGCCGAGACGCGCCCCUUGCUGCACAGCGGCUCGGUGACCCAGCCGCCGUCGCGCGACGAGCAUGAGCGGUCGUCGUCCAUCUCGCACCUCCGACACCACCUGUCGCUGGAAGGCGCCCACCUGUCGCCCGUGACGCCGCUGCUCGAUCCGCCCAAGCCCACCGACCCGCCCGCGGUGCGGAACAUGCGCCCGACCACCGUGUGGCAGGCGGCGGUGCUCAACACGUUUGCGAUCCUCCUCGUCUGUGCCGCCGGGGUGUUUGGGUGGUGGAUCGGCGCACAGAAGCAGCACCGCCACCACCACCACCAGCCCCAACAGCCGGACGAGCCGCCACCGCCGCUAGAGUUUGACGUGCUGGGCCAGAUCUUCGGGUACCUGUGCGCCGUGCUCUACCUGGGCUCGCGCGUGCCGCAGCUCCUGCUCAACUACAAGCGGAAGAGCACCGAGGGGGUGUCGUUACUGUUUUUUCUCUUUGCGUGCAUCGGCAAUUUGACCUACGACAUGUCCAUCUUUGCGUACUCGCCCGUCUGCCAGCAGCCGGGCCACUGUCGGCCGGGGGAGGCGAGGUCCAUUUAUCUGCGGUACAUUGCCGUCAAUGCGAGCUGGAUCGCCGGCAGCUUAGGCACGCUGUUGCUGGACAUGGCCAUCUUUGUGCAGUUCUUCAUGUACCAGAAAGACGAGGACGAUGAAUCCGACUCUGCCGUGGUGGAUUAG